Doryrhamphus excisus (bluestripe pipefish) is the source of this 2176-nucleotide messenger RNA. NCBI's taxonomy places the organism in Eukaryota, Metazoa, Chordata, Actinopteri, Syngnathiformes, Syngnathidae. The record is from RefSeq and is a predicted model, not a curated record.
GAAACAACGAGAGAAGAGCUUUUCCACGCUCUGUGAUUAUUUAGUCGUGCAGUCUCCGUACGCCACCUCGCAGAAAUGGAGUUCCCCACUUUUCCCCCGGGUGACAUGUACGUGUCGUUACCUCCUUUAAACGCCACCUUCGCCGAUGCGCUCCUGGUGGGGCCCAACGGAACCAACGCCUCGGUGGGUCGGGAGUCUCGGGACACGGCGAGGGUCGUCAUCGCGGUGUGCAUCACCGCCCUCUACUCGCUCAUCUGCGUGGUGGGACUACUGGGGAACGUCCUCGUCAUGUACGGCGUGGUCAGGUACACCAAGAUGAAAACGGCCACCAACAUCUACAUCUUCAACCUGGCUCUAGCAGACGCCCUUGCCACCAGCACCUUACCCUUCCAGAGCGCCAAUUACCUCAUGAGCAUGUGGCCUUUCGGGCAGCUGCUGUGUAAAGUGGUCAUCGCCAUCGAUUACUACAACAUGUUCACCAGCAUCUUCACGCUCACCAUGAUGAGCGUGGACCGCUACGUGGCCGUGUGUCACCCCGUGAGGGCCCUGGACUUCCGCACGCCAGCCAAGGCCAAGAUCAUCAACAUCUGCAUCUGGAUCCUCUCCUCCGUUGUUGCCGUCCCUGUGAUGGUCAUGGCUGUUACCAAGGUGACAGACAAAGGCAAUGUGGAUUGCAGAAUCAUAUUUCCCAAACCGGAGUGGUACUGGGACACCAUGACAAAAAUCUGCGUGUUCAUCUUCGCCUUUCUGGUGCCCGUCUUGGUCAUCACCAUCUGCUACGGUCUGAUGAUCCUGCGCCUCAAGAGCGUCCGUCUCCUCUCCGGAUCCAAAGAGAAGGAUAGGAAUCUGAGACGGAUCACCCGGAUGGUCCUGGUGGUUGUGGCGGCUUUUAUCAUCUGCUGGACUCCCAUACAUAUCUUCAUCAUCGUGAGGACCAUGGUGAAAAUUGACAACAAGAAUCUCCUGGUGAUGGCGAGCUGGCAUCUGUGCAUCGCUCUCGGCUACACCAACAGCAGCCUCAACCCGGUUCUGUACGCCUUCCUGGAUGAGAACUUCAAGAGAUGCUUCAGGGAUUUCUGCCUGCCCUACCGCACCGGCAAGGAGCAGAACAGCUUCUCCAGGGGUCGCAACAGCACCAGGGAGCCUGUGUCCGUUUGUGCCCCCACUGCCACGGACAGACCGCCCGCAUGACUAGGCGUGGAUCGCUUGGGGAUCCAAGAGGACCUCCAAACGGAAGUCACGCAGUUCUCCACCACAGGAGUGUAAGCGUACAUGUUGGCAUUUGUAGAUAGUAGAGAGACGUGUCUUGCAGAGUUGUGAAAAAUGCCAAUGUGUGCCUGUAGAUCCUUAAAUAAUGGAUACACGGUAAAUGUACAUACGUAUAGAAAAGUGACAAAUUCAACGUAGCUGCUCUUACAACAGUCGAGCAUGAAAGACUCUUAGAAAUCAAAAGGUACCAUAUAUACACACAUCAAAAUUAGCUUAUAUACUCUACUUUCAAGCUAGAUAUUCACCAGUGUGUGACACUUAAUAGCACUGGAGCCUAGCAUGUUAGCUUUAAGCUAGCUUACUUUCAGUAACAGGUAAAACAAAUCAUUAUUUAACAUCAUAACUUAUGUUACUACUUCGCUACCGAAGACAUCAGCAGUGAUAAAGUAAUUAAUAUUGUGAAAACUACUGGAAUAUUCACUAAAAUCCUGUGAACGGUAAAUAAACAAUAUUGCUACUUCAUUUUGUGUUUUGACAAAAUGCAAAAUGCUAAAUAAUUGAUAGCUAACGCUAUCAAUUAUUUAUGGGGUACCAUUCAACAAUGUAUUAAAUAUCACAAACAGAGUUUAAGAGAUUCGGCAUAAAAAUUAACAACUGAAAUAAACAUUUAGCUAGCUAGCUAGCUCGCAGGUAUAUUUUCCCACAGUUUCUACAACCGGCAGAUUUUUUUACGCCACCAAAACAAAUGUGAAAACACACCUAGAAGAUUAUGAGACAAGCUAAAAAAAAGACAUUCUCACCUGAACCAUUGUUCUGUCGGAAAAAUAAGAAGCUUCUGGUUACACAUAUUGGGUCGUUGCUUUCAAUUGUCACCUAUCUGUACAUUGUUACACCUCACCAGUGCAUUCUGCCUAGCAACAACUGUCAACAGUGAACUCUACAUCACUGAAAACAGCUGAAGAGACUU